Molecule: messenger RNA, 1546 nt
Organism: Erythranthe guttata (spotted monkey flower)
Lineage: Eukaryota; Viridiplantae; Streptophyta; Magnoliopsida; Lamiales; Phrymaceae
Product: Nucleic acid-binding proteins superfamily
Molecular function (GO): nucleic acid binding
Source: RefSeq, a predicted model, not a curated record
ACCAAAACCACACACAUUCACAAACACAAACACAAACUUUAAUUUUGAGGUUUUUUGGAGGAAGAAUGACCUCAGUUCCCAUAGUAAUUAAUCCCAAACCAAACCGCCAUUAACGACCACAAUUGAAGCUUCUGAAAUUCAAUCAAUCAAACAAUCAAUCAAUGGCUGUUUUCGGUGGCGCCUCUGUUUCGUUUCUCUCUCCUCAUUUUGGGAGCAAUGAUAAUAAUACCAGCACAUCGCAGAAUGGGUUCAUCGUCGCAAACCCUACAAGUUCAACACCAUUGAAUUUUCGUUCCCUUUGCACUUAUUCCAACAAGCGUCCCCCUUUCUUGAGUGCCGCUAAAGUAUCGGUAUCUAAUGGCAGCACCACCACCACCGCAACUGAUGAUGGCCUCGAUCAGUCUCUCGAUGAUGUUCGACUAGCCCGGAGGUCUGCGGAUUGGAAAGCAGCAAAGGCGCAUAAGGAGAAGGGAGUAUUCUAUGAAGGAAAAAUAGAAGGAUUCAACGGUGGUGGAUUGCUCAUCAAAUUUUAUUCUCUCCUUGGAUUUCUUCCCUUCCCACAGUUGAGCCCUUAUCAUUCAUGCAAAGAACCUCACAAGACAAUCCAAGAGAUUGCAAAAGCUCUGAUUGGUUCUAAUAUUUCUGUGAAGGUGAUCGAAGCUGACGAGGAAAACAGGAAGUUGAUAUUCUCAGAAAAGGAAGUCAGCUGGUCAAAGUUUUCUCCUCAACUAAAUGUCGGAGACAUUUUCGAGGGUAGAGUAGGAUCUGUAGAGGAUUAUGGUGCCUUUGUUCAUCUUCGCUUCCCAGACGGUUAUUAUCACCUCACUGGACUAGUCCAUGUUUCGGAAGUUUCAUGGGAUUUAGUACAAGAUGUUCGAGACAUCCUAUCCGAGGGUGAUAAAGUGCGAGUCAAAGUUGUUAAAAUAUAUAGGGAAAAGUCAAGGAUUACGUUGUCGAUAAAGCAACUGGAGGAGGACCCUCUAUUACAAACGUUAGACAAAGUUAUCCCUCAGGGUGUCUCCGUAGAAGACCCUGAUGUGUUGACUGCAAGUGAUAGUUUGACUAUAGAACCUCUUCCCGGGCUCGACGUAAUUAUUGAAGAGCUAUCAAAGGAGGAUGGCAUAAAUGAUGUGAGAAUUAGUCGGCAAGGAUUCGAGAAAAGGGUGGUUUCCCAAGAUUUGCAGCUUUGGCUUUCUAAUGCACCACCUAUUGGAGAUCAAUACACUCUUCUUGCACGAGCUGGACGACAGGUACAAGAAAUACAACUGAUAACUUCACUGGAUCAAGAUGGAAUCAAAAAGGCAUUGCAGCAUGUUUUAGAACGUGUUCCGUAAAUCUCUGUUAUUGCUAUCGAAGCCUAAAAGAAAGGGAGAAUUCUGUGAUUGGUGAUGACCAAUUUUCCAUGUCAUAUGCAGUAUUUAUUGUACGUCAGAUAACAUAAUCAAGUGACACACAUGUAUAUAGUUUUACCAUUUUUUACGUCGAGGAAUUUUGGGAAUUUCCAUGCCCAAUUUUUUUUUGGGAAAAAAAAUGGUCAGAUAACUAA